Plectropomus leopardus (leopard coralgrouper) is the source of this 5782-nucleotide messenger RNA. RefSeq names its product protein inhibitor of activated STAT, 2 (gene pias2). Gene Ontology annotation, molecular function: transcription coregulator activity; zinc ion binding; SUMO ligase activity. Gene Ontology annotation, cellular component: chromatin. Gene Ontology annotation, biological process: protein sumoylation; regulation of transcription by RNA polymerase II. NCBI's taxonomy places the organism in Eukaryota, Metazoa, Chordata, Actinopteri, Perciformes, Serranidae. The record is from RefSeq and is a predicted model, not a curated record.
GUAGUCGCGCCGGGCGGGAUGACCGGAACAACAAGAUGGCGGAGUGGGAAGAGUUUCGGGAGUCAGUCCUGUAACACAGACCUGAGCCUGUUGACUGGUGAAACAUCUGUGUGGCACGACACCAAAGCCAUCAUGAAUCUCCAGCAGCCAGCGCCUCUCCCUCCUGUCCACCCUGAUGUGCAGAUGAAGCCCCUGCCCUUCUAUGACUUGCUGGACGUCCUAAUCAAGCCUUCAAGUCUAGGAGCGAGUCCUGCACAGAGGUACCACCAAGAAAAAUAUUUUAUCUUUGCCUUGACACCACAGCAAGUUCGGGAAGUCUGCAUAUCCAGGGACUUUCUACCAGGUGGCAGAAGGGACUAUAUGGUUCAGAUUCAACUGAGGUUUUGUUUGUCAGAAACAAGUUGCCCACAAGAGGAUAACUACCCAAACAGUCUUUGCAUAAAGGUCAAUGGGAAACUUUUUCCUUUGCCAGGUUAUGCACCACCACCAAAAAACGGCGUGGAACAGAAGAGACCAGGAAGACCUCUGAACAUUACCUCCCUUGUGCGGCUCUCCUCUGCAGUCCCCAAUCAGAUUUCAGUGACAUGGGCACCUGAAAUUGGAAAAACCUAUUCUAUGUCUGUGUACCUGGUGAGGCAGCUGACAUCACCGCUGCUCCUGCAGAGGCUGAGGAUGAAGGGCAUCAGAAACCCAGACCACUCCAGAGCACUGAUUAAAGAGAAGCUGACAGCAGAUCCAGACAGUGAGAUUGCUACAACAAGCCUUCGAGUCUCCCUCAUGUGCCCGCUGGGUAAGAUGCGACUGACAGUGCCGUGCCGGGCGGUGACCUGCUCUCACCUGCAGUGUUUUGAUGCUGCCCUCUACCUGCAGAUGAAUGAGAAGAAACCCACCUGGAUCUGUCCUGUGUGCGACAAGAAGGCUGCAUAUGAGAGUCUCAUCAUUGAUGGCUUAUUCCUGGAGAUCCUGAAUGACUGCUCAGACGUGGAUGAAAUCAAGUUCCAGGAGGACGGAACCUGGUGUCCCAUGAGACCAAAGAAAGAGGCCGUUAAAGUCCCCUCUCAGUCAGUUCAAAAAAUUGAGACCGCAGCUCCUUUGCGCCAGUCUUCAGUGGUCCCCCUUUCUACUGAGCCUAGCACCACCAAGAAGGCGGAUGUGAUUGAUCUGACUCUGGAAAGCUCCUCCUCUUCCUCAGAUGAAGAGGACACAGAUCCUCCUCUGAAGAAACGCUGCGUUUUCAUUUCCAAGAACGAGGAGAUGCAUGCAAAGGGAGUGUUGACCUACCAGCCAACCGUGCGCGUGCCAAACGUCCAGGCCCUGGACCCAUCCUAUCUCACCUCUACGCUUGCUGACUAUGCAGUCCCCUUCCACCCCUCCACCCUGGCCACCAUCCCAACAGACAUGCAGAGUCUGGAUUUGUUUUCCUUAAUUCAAGCAGAUCCUCAGCAUUACCGGCCACCGAUGUUCCUGGACAACCUGACGAACAGCAUGCAAAGUGCAGCUGCAGCCAGCACCAGCUCAGCCCUGGUGUCAUCCUCCAGCAGCCACUACGAUACCAGCACCCAUGCUGCCAGCUCCUUCCACGAGACCCGGGUCAUCACAGGAGGAGGGGGCGUUGGGGGCGGGACGGACAGCAGCAUAUCAGAUAUCAUUUCGCUAGACUGAGCCACGUCUCACUGGACCUUUUCAGGCCCGUUUUCUGUGGCCUUCUUAGUGUGGACUACGUGUUCAUGCCAUGUUGAGUUUUUACACCCAAGCACCCAAAUUGGUAUACAUGAGCACUUUGAUGGCUUGAACAUUUUCAUGAUCUUUUAAACUGUAUUCAGGCAUGUUUCUUUUUGCCAUUGGGGUUUUUUAAUUGCAAAUGGGUUUUACAUCCUAUCCUCUAAAGGAGGAUGAUAAAUGGUUUUAAUGGCCAAGGACAACAUUUUGUGUCAGUGAAUUGUCAUUUCUCUUGAGGUUUAUGUGACUUCAACAUUUGUGGAAUAUUCUCAUGUGCUCUCAUACAAACCUUAAUCACAUUAGAUCAAAACCUUGGUUUAGUCCAAAGUCCCUUGGUAUUUAUCGUUGGUUUUGUCCGAUAUUCCUUGCAGUUAUAGCCUUGUUUUAUUCUAAUAUCUCAUGGAGUUGUAGCUUUGGAUUAAUCUAACCUUUUCUUUGGCUUUUUACCAUUGGUUUAGUCCAAUGUUCCCUUCUGUUUUGCCUUGGUUUUGUCGGAUGUUCCUAGGUGUUCUAGCCUUGGAUGAAUCCAAUAUUCCCUGGCAUUUUAGCAUUAGUUUAGGCCAAUGUUUCCUGUUGUUGACGCCUUAGGUUAAACCAAUAUUUACUGAUUUUUCAGCCUUGGUUUAGUCCAAUAUUUCCUGACGUUUUGCCUUGGUUUAGUCCAAUAUUCCCUGGUAUUUAACCCCUGGUUUAGUCCAGUGUUUCCUGGUAUUUUAGCAUUGGUUCAAUCUAAUAUUCCAUGCUGUUUUAUCUUUGGAUAAAUCCAAUGUUUCAUGGUGUUGUAGCCUCGGUUUUGUCCAAUAUUCCCUUUUGUUUUAGCCUUGGUUUAGUCCAAUAGUCCCUGCUGUUAAAGCCUUGGUUUAUUCCAGUAUUCCCUUCUGUUUUAACCUUGGUUUGGUCCAGUAUUCCCUGCUGUUUUAGCCUUGGUUUAGUCUAAUAUUCCCUGCUGUUUAAGCCUUGGUUUAGUCCAAUUUUCCCUGCUGUUUUAUCCUUGGUUCAGUCUAAUAUCCCCUGCUGUUUUAGAGUUGGAUUAGUCCAGUGUUCAGUAGUGUAGCCUUGGAUUAGUCCAGUUUUCUCUGGUGAUGUAGCCUUUAUUUGGUAAAAUGUUCCCUAGUAUUUUAUCCUUGGUUUAGUCCAAUAUUCCUUGAUAUUUAGCUUUAGCUGGUUCUGUGCCAUUGCGUGUCCAGCCAGGGAGUAUAUACUUUGAAAUAAGUGGAACUGGCAAUCCUUUCACAUUUUGAGGAGUCAUUUGUGUCAGCGCCCAUAUAAAGAUAUUACCUGGGGAACUUUGUUAGUUUGUUUUUCAUCAUGCAGUAUCAUGACCCCAACAGAACAGAACAGACAGAAAUAUUUUAAUAUCCCUUCCAUCCUCAGCUCAGUAGAUGUUUUCCUGGCAGAAAGAUAGAUUUAAUACUUUUUUUGUAGUUGCUCUAGUUUUGAAAAUAUUUAGAACAUUGAACUCUUCAUUUAUACCAAUUUGUUUGCUUGAGCAUACAUGUAAAUCUGACUUCAGCCAAUUCUGGCCUGGUUGACCUGAACUGUGUGCGUCAUUAGCACAGAACAGAGUCUGCACAGGUGGAAGGAGAGCUUGGACUCACUGCUCUCAGCAGGACCUUGUUUCACACAUCCAUGAUGCAAAUGAAUGGAUGGUUGGACGUAGGAGGGUCCUUGGUGAAAAAGACUUUUGGACCGGUAAAGCUACUGUUGACUGUAAACAUGGAAGGCACGUCAGUUAUACAAAUGUUUUUAUUGGUUCUAAUGGCUGUCAGUCAUUACUCCACGAGGGAUUUUUACAUGGCAACUUUCAUUUCUACGUUCUUUUGUAAUUUAGUCAGAGCAAUAAUAAUUUAUCUAGAGUUGUAAAUGUAGUUCACGUACUCGCUUAAUGAUUCCAGCUGGUCCGUACCACUCUGCCUCCCAAAUCCAAUCUCUUUCCUCUGUGUUUGGUCAAUUUAUUUGCUUAUUGAAGGUGCAAACAUGAUUUUGUUUUGUUGGAGAAAAACAUUAAAAGGAAUAGUCAAUUUAGGUAAAUAUGCUCAUUUGCUCUCUUUUAGAGAGUGAGAUCCUCAGAUGGCGAUCAAUCUCAUGUCUGUGUUAGUACAGACCUUGAGUCAUGAUGUGGUUUUCUAGCUUAGCGUGACUGGAAGCAGAGGAAACAGCUUGUCUGGCUGUGCUCAGAUUUAAACAAUACACCUACUAACAGCUCUAAAGCUCACUGAUAAACAUGCUGUGUGCUAUUUGUUGCUCCUUAAACAAAGACAGAUAUGUGAAUCACAGGAGGGAUGCAUGAUUUGGGGAUUUUUGCUGAUAUAUAACAACUUAUUUGGCGGAUUACUGAAAUCAAUGUAUCGACUUUUUCCCCACCUAAGUUUAUUGAUAAUCAGCUCUCUUCUGCAUGUUCUUAUGCUGAUGGUCCACCAGCAAAUGGAGAUAUUGAAUAUAAUACUUUUCAUUUUAAAACCAGUCUCUGCUGAUAUCGAUGAUGUACAAUUUAUGGUUUUAGGGGUAAUUAUCAGAAUUCAUUGACUGGUUGGGGAAAUGAGUCAGAAAUCUUCUUUCCCAAAGUCAACUUUUACUUGCCUCUAUACAAAUAGUUUUAUGCAUUAGCUGGUAUCAGAUAACAACAAAGACAACUUUAUUGUCAUGUUUCAUCAUAAACUUAAACAGCUUUUGAAAAGUAAUCCCAUUUUAUCUGCUUGCUGUCAGACUUGCAGCAAACUGCAUGUUGCAUUAUUGGAGUUUUGUCCACAUCCUCUAACACCCAUAACGACAGCAACUUUUUUUUUCUUUAGAAAUCCAUUUGUGUCCUUUUGUAUCAUUCUCUGCCCCCUCUCUAAAGUCAUAUGUUUUUGUGGGUCGGUAAACUCAAUCUGUUCACAGCUGACUUUUAAACCCUGCAAAAUGAACAGUUAAGUUUCACUUUGACUGCACCUGAUAUUCUGCUGCUCCAUCUGUGCCCAGAGUGAACUUUGUACCCAAAGAGCAUGAAGCAGUCAAUAACUAAAUGGAAUAUAUAUCACAGCAGAGCUCCUAAUGAACGGUUCUGCUCCAAAAAUAGAAGAUCUAUUAGUUGUGACAUGUCUGCACCUGCCUAUUCAUUUCCUCUUCCUUCCAUUCUUCAUGCUAAGCUAGGCUAACCACAUCCUGACUCCAACUCUGUGCUUAAAACAGACAUUAAUGUUCAUCUUCUUAAAUCCCACUCGAAAAGAAAGUCAAGAGUAUUUCCCAAAAUGUUUGAACUGUUCCUUGAAAUUUUCUUACAAAUGAGUGCAUCAGUUUGGACUAGCAUGAGACAGUUCAGUAGAUUUUGACGUAAUGUAAAUGAAAGAGUUUGUUAGCAUCUCAAGUUUUUAUCAUCUUACUUGUAGUUAAUAUUUAAAAGUCCACUCUGUAAUUCUCCGGAACUCUGGCCUCUGGUAUUUUUGGAUGUUAUUGUACGUUGAUGAUGCUGUGUUUUACUAUAGGAUGGAUGAACGUGGCAUAAACACUCGCUCAGCGUUGACACCUUAAGCCCAUUUUCUCACAGUCGACAGUAAGAAGUAAGAAAGAUAAACAGGGCAGCUAUUGUAUCACACCUUCAUUAUCUGGAUUGCUUGCUGUGCGUGUGGACAUUCAGCCAUCAGGAGCUCAAUCUCAGGGACCUAUACUCCACUUUUUCUGGGCUUGAUGAACUGCAUGAAUGGAAAUACUGACACAAACAACACUGUCAGUAUCUGGAACUGAAAUACAAAUGUGCUGUAAAAGUUAGGCUAAUGUGUAACAUCUUUUGGGUCAGUGUUUUAUUCGAAGUAUUCCAACAUUAUGCUUAUGAUCAUUGAUGAUUUCAUGUUAACGGUCAAUUCAACCAAAUUACAAAAAAAAAAAAAAAAAAAAGAUAAGCUCUGGUGGUAUCCUGCAUUGCGAUUGUUUCUGGUAUAUGCCAACAGGUUUUGAGGUAUCUGUCGCUGAGAAUUCAGUUUUAACGGAAUUAUGUUAACAUUACAUUUCAAAUAUUGUGAUUUUUAUGAUUAUGUGAAAUGAACAUGACCUCUUAACAAUGCAUUAAAUGGUGGAAGACAUGAAA